Messenger RNA from Gasterosteus aculeatus aculeatus (three-spined stickleback), 5717 nucleotides. RefSeq names its product zinc finger protein 592 (gene znf592). The record is from RefSeq and is a predicted model, not a curated record. Lineage: Eukaryota; Metazoa; Chordata; Actinopteri; Perciformes; Gasterosteidae.
CCUUAAUAUGUUAACACUAAUGCGUGCUCCAGGCCUGGGAAGUCACCAGGCGGUUAUGGAGCCGCCUCCCGUCUGUAAGACAUCGCUGAGGGCUUGAGUCACCUAACUAACGGAACAGGAAAACGAAGUUAACGCUAGUAGCUAUUAGCUCGUAGCCUAGCUAUGAAACCCUGCUAGCGACAAACCUAGCUAGCCAACACUAAGCGUCUACAGUUUACUAGCCUUACAGCUGAUUAACUAGAGCUGGUAAACACAACCGGAUCAAAUGGUUAAUGCGACCGUGCAGCCAUGGGUGACAUGAAAACCCCCGACUUCGAUGAUCUGCUGGCAGCAUUUGACAUCCCAGAUGCCACUGGGUUGGAUGCCAAGGAGCCCAUCCAGGGAAGCCACGAAGAGACGGACAGUCCGCUGAAACACACGGGGAUGUGUCUCGACGAAAGCUUACUGAGUAACCAAGCUGUCACAGCAGCAGAUAUUCCUGCUGUAAGUGUAAUCGUGAAAAACACAAGUCGCCAGGAGUCGUUGGAAGAUUUCGAACCGGCUUCGCAAAAUGGAUUCAGUGGACAAGAGACCUCCACAUGCUCUGUUGAGGCAACCAACACUUGCUUUUCUAAAUCGUUUGUCUCUGGUUUGAAUGGGGAUCAUUCAAGAGAGCUUUUUGGAAAGGCGUCUAUUCAUCCCAAACCUGAUGGAACAGCAAUAUUUUCCCAGACACUUUCUGAUUUUAGUCCCAUCUCCAGCCCUGAGUCUGAAGACACUCUGUGCAGUAGAAAUGAAAUGCAUCCAAAACAAGACCGACCCGGUUUCCCUGAAGCUUCAGAAUUUGUACACUCUUCCAUCCUGGAAAAUCCCCCCAAAAUGGACUUCAGCGUAUUCGAUGACUGCCAAAAGGACUAUAUUCCCAUGAACACUGAGAGGAGUAGAGAGCAAAGAAGUACAAGCGAAGAGUCUUCUGACAACCGCGUGACAGAUAAAACACUUGGAUUACACAGUGCACUUCCCCCACCAGGCAUUAACCGGAGCUGUAAUGAGCCCAACGGCAACUCGGAAACCACAUUGGAUGCCCCUACUUAUCCACAUGUCAAAUCUCAGACAUCUAAAUUAUCUUCUUGCCUUAAGGCUCUGGUUGCUCUAAAUGCUAGAGAAGAUCCCAGCGAGCAGAAAACUCCCAGCGAGUCCUCCGCUGUACGGAAUAACUCUACGAAAGCGACCGCCAGCGUGCCUAUAUCCCCGCAGAGUCCACUUGAAGCUGUGAAACGGUUACUGAAACCCUCCGACAGUCCCGUAAGCAUAUGCAGUGACAGUAGUGGCAAAGCAUCCCCGGCGGUGGCAACUGGGUCGCCCCCUGCCAUACCGAGGGUAAGAAUUAAAACCAUCAAAACCACAACUGGGCAGAUCAAGCGUACAGUCACCAGCGUUCUGCCUGAUUCGGAAACCGAUGAAAAUUACUCCGCGUAUGAAGCUUCUCCCUCGCAGAGUCUGAUUAGUGAAGAUUCUUCCUGCAACGUGUCUCCUCGUCAGUCUCAAAAUGCGUCCGUUGAUAGGAUUGUUGGCGCGCAAACCAAACGUACGCCGGCAAGUACGUCUUCACCAAGAGCUUUAGUCAAACAAUCAGGGGUCAACUCCCGGAGGUCAGGCGCAACACAUUGUGCCACUUUAUUCCAUAAGACUGGUGGUCUGGUGAAGCAUUCUGCUGCACAGCAGGGGCAGAAACUAAAGAGAGGCUCGGCCACAAGAGGCCACACAAGUACCACCAGUUUCCUUCCCAAAGCAAUGCACUUAGCUAGCCUGAACCUGGUCCCUCACAGCGUCGCUGCUUCCGCGGCGGCGCGAUCCACGCCUCAUCCACAAAGCCAACGCGCGCCGACCUCCGCGGCCGACAGCACCGUCCCGCUCGUGCACCUACUCAAAUCGGCCGGCCCGUGUGCUGCUCGCGCGUCCGUUCCCAACACCGAGGCGGUAACCUUAAACAGACUCUUGAACCGUGCCAAUGCCGUGCCUACGUACGUGCCCGACCUGAACCCCCCGCCAGACAGCAACAUCAACCUACCGGCGCGCGGGUACUGCUGCCUUGAGUGCGGGGACUCCUUCGUGCUGGAGAGUAGCCUCGCGUAUCACUACAGCAGGAGGAGUGUUCACAUUGAAGUCGGAUGCACACACUGUGGAAAGACAAUGGUGUUCUUCAACAAGUGUGCCUUGCUGGCGCAUGCGAGGGAGCACAAGAACAGCGGCGUGGUGAUGCAGUGCACGCAGCUCCAAAUGAAACCCAUCGCAGGGGAGCUGAUGUUUGUGCCCCAGAGUGCCGUGAAUGUGGACUCUCACGACUCGCCGUCGCGUAAAGGUCAGCCUGUCCUGCCCCUGUAUCCAGACAGCGCCAUGCGGCGCCGGCUCCGUUGCCUGGAGUGUAGCAAGCAGUUUCCUGACCACAAAGCACUGGCGUGCCACUACCAGAGGCCGGCAGAAGAAGUGGAAGGACUUAUGUGCAAGGUGUGCUCGAUGUUAUUGCCCAACAAGUGCAGCUUUAGGGCUCACCAGCGCAUCCACGCACACAAGUCCCCUUACUGCUGUCCCGAGUGUGGCGCCCAGAGUCGUUCUGCAGACAUACAGAAACAUGUCAGGGAAAACUGUCUGCACUAUGCUCGCAAAGCUUGGUACAAAUGUCUUCACUGCGAUAUGGUGUUCAAAACCCUUCAAGGACAAAGGACUCACAUCGAGGAGAAACACUGUGACGUUUUUUACAAGUGUUCCCUCUGUCCGGUUGCCUUCAAGACCUCUGACGGCUGCGAAGUGCAUUUAAAAAAUAAACACAGCGGAAGCAAAGUGUCCCCGCUGACAAUCUUUAAGUGUUCAUGUGAGACGGUUUUCAAGAAAAAGCAGUCGUUGCUGCAGCAUUUCCAUCAAAACGCCAGCAAGCGUGUUACGUGUGUAUUCAAGUGUCCCGAAUGCAACUCGGUCUUUCCACAAAAGCAGUUGUUAAUGCAUCACUUCAAGGGAGUUCACGUAGGAAACACGACAGCAGAGACGGAACGGACAAGUGAACAGACGGACAAUCCCGACUGCAACCAGGAUGCUAAUUCUGUUCAGCAACAGAAGACGCAGGGCCCGGUUAAACACACAGAGGCCCCCAGAAAAGAGGCUGAGCGGGACAGAAGCCCUCGUGGGAAGCCCACCGGCUGGACAUGUGGCGAAUGUCUCCAGUGGUUCCCUGAACGGGACUCUUAUGUUGCUCACGUGAAGACCAACCACAAGAAGUCAGUUAAGAAGUAUCCAUGUCGACAUUGCGAGCAGUCUUUCAACUCUACAACCAGUCUGAGAAGACACAUUCGCAGUGACCAUGAUGGAAAAAAGAAAAUUUACACUUGCUGGUAUUGCACAGACACCAAGACCACAUUCACCACCAGCGUCAUGUUGAAGAACCACAUCAGUUUAAUGCACGGAAUCAAAAAUCCGGAUCUUAGCCAAAUGCCGAAAACAACCGUCCAGGAUUCAAAAAAGGCUUUUGGCAAGGGGCUCUUAUCAGAGCGACCCGCCGUGGACACACAGGUGGAGGCACAGGUGCGGGAGGGCGCUCGCGGUCUUGCCGCUCCUCCAGCGAAACGUCUCAAGACUCAGUUCCGCUGUUCAAAAUGUGGCUUCGUCACAGAUGACGGUGCACAGUUCCAGCGGCACAUACCGCAGCAUAAAACGGACGAAAGCACCCCGCAGUGCCGUCACUGCGGCCUGUGUUUCACGUCUCCGUCGUCCCUCAACAGACAUCUUUUCAUCGUGCACAAAGUCAAAGAAACAGAGGGGGCGGGGAAAAGAGGAGAGGAGGCCCGGUCGAGGCAGAAGGUGCAGGUUGAUGAGCCAGUUAGAUCAGCGGACACGGACGAGGUCGGUGACUUGUUGCCGGGGCCGAACGAACCUGAGCCCCCGCGAGCAGCGGAGCGAGCGAGUCCGGGUCCCUGUGACGAGACCCCGGACGGUAAUGUGAAACAAGGCGCACACUCUCCGAUACAGGCGGCAUCUCUCCCGUAGGGAGACUCCUUCUGCUUUAGUAUCUUCAGUGUUCAUGUGAACGUAAAGAGGGGUUGAUGUUCUGCAUGUUCGGCCAAUUCAAUUUUAUUUCAGUUAUUCAGAGGCUGUGCAGUAUAUUCAAGCACAUCCUUGACGAUUAAUAAAGGGCACUAUUUUCAUGAAUGAGAGGACAAAUUAAAAUUAAGUUUUCGAUGGCUUUUACUUGACUUUGCAUGUUGGUAAUGUAUUAAUCUUGCCACGCAGACGUAUUACACCUGAAGCUUUUCUUCUAGAUAUUAUUUGUUCUUUCCCCGAAUGUUCCAUCCACCUUGUCGCGAGACACCGCAAGGUCGUCAGUGUUUAGUUUUAGUAUUGAUCGAUGUCAAAGGGAAGAGGUGGAUUUUGGCCUUUUUGUCAUCAACUUUUAUUUGAAAGGCUUUUUUUGUAUUUAAUACCGCACAUUAUUUCCUGAAUGGUAUCCAGGUUGCAGUUUCUAUGUUAUGACUGUUGCGAAUGAUUUGCAGUACAAAGCUAGAUUUGUAGUUGCCACUUAUUAGAAAACAUGCUAUAGUUCGGUGUUCAUUUAAAGUCAAAUCUCUGCAUUCUUGGUAAACCGUUUAUUGUAAAACACUCCUGAUUUAAAUACAGAUGAGUUGUCUUGCUAAGCAAAGCCUACUGAAGUUAGGCUACACAAUCAUCUUAUUUUAUUUCACACAAAAACAAGACUUUCUUUUCCGUAUUUACGCAUUUUGCUUUGCUGGCAAAUGCUUUUGAGUCUUUAGGUGAACGUGUUUGAGUCAUGGGUGCAUGUGUUGUCCCAAAUCUGUGCUUUUUUACGUGUAUUUUUUGAACGAGUGUUAAGGUGGUGUGUGUGUGUGUGUGUGUGGUGCAGCAGUAUUGGAAAUACCUCAAAUUGCCACAAUUGUAUUUUUCAGGCAAGUGAACGUUGAUGUCAAAUCAGGGUACAUUGUUCUGGAGGAUCCAGAGCAGGUUUGUGAAAGUGAAGUUUGGCGGCAUAUUGGAGAUGGUGUUUUUUUAAAUCGGGACCUGUUGACCUAAUGAUGAUAACAUUACUAGCGUGAUCAGUAGAUUUUGUUGAUUCUCUAAUGAUUUUGGAAUGACGCAGCGAGCGGAGGGUACUUCGGUUUGCACGUCCUGAUUUGUAAAAGCAGCACCUCCCUGAUUUGUUUUGAAUACGUGACAGUUCCUACCUCCAUGUUUAAUGGCAGUGAUUGUUAAAAAAAAAAAGAGUUGAGGAGUUGCAGGUAACCUCAGUGCAAUGUAAAGAAGAAAUAGUUUGUGAAAUGUACUAUCCCACAUAAUUGAAUUUUAUAAAUUAUUUUGGGAAUGACGUCAAGGCUAUAUGGUCAUAUUGACUUAACCGGCAAGUGAACUUUUCUAUUUAAGUGCUGUGUAAGCACUUUGUUCCUCUGUAAUCUUACAUCCUUCAUUUGCCCAGCUGCAGCUGUUGAACUGCGGAAACUGAAAAGAAUCUCACUAUUUGUUCCUUUUUUAAUGCUUGUUGAAAGGUAUUUGUACUUUUGAUAUUGUGUAAAGCAAAGUCUCAAGUAGGAAAGUAACGUGUACAUAAGUAGCCAAUGAACCCCACGACUCUCAGCAUUUCUUAAGCCAUUACGUCUGUUCAGCAUGCAGUGGCACAUGUGCCUGGCUGUGAUGUUUACGUCAAAGUACCUACAAAUAAAUUGGUGCAUUUAAUUAUC